UCUUUUCAUAGCUCUGAAGUUUUUAUCAUUCAUUUUUUAGAGAAAAAAUGCGGUUAAACACAGAAGAUAAGUUAAACGUUUUUGAAUAAUAUAAAGCCUAUGAAAAGAUCCUUUAUAGAACGCAACCAAGCCAAAAAACAGCAGACUGAGUUUGAUUGUGUCUGUUCAUGAGAGAUGAUGAAACGUACAACGUCCGUCACGCCCACUAGUACCGGCUUAAAAGGAAUUCUAUCAUGUCCAUUUACAAAUAAACCUCUGAAGAUUUGAAUCAUAAUUACAAAUGGCUCAACAACUUGCACACAGCCAACAGCUAAAAAAUCCAAAAUACAGAAACUGGGUGAAAGCUGGUCUCGGACUGAAAUACCUCAAGGAAGGUCUGGAAACAUUUUCGGACGAUGUUAUCGACCAGCAGCAUACGGACAUCAUAAAUGUAGUUCAGAAAAAGCAUAAUUUACCGAUGGUAAACUGUGGGCAAUGCAAUCUACGCACACUUCAGCCAGAUCAUGUUCGAAAUAAAAAUAAACAAUGCCCAUUAGGCCAAAACAAUUGUAAUUGCAUGUUUCCUGGCGGGAAGAUUACAUGUCCAAACAAUGUUUGUGGUACUAUACAUGACGAAAUCAUCAUUAACCAUGCUUCAAAUCCUCCAGCUCCCAACUGGAAAAAUACAGAUGUACAGAAUUGGUGCACGGAUGCUUGGGCAGUCGCCAAAUGCUAUAUUAACGCUCCUGGGUAUGCAACAAAACGGAACGCUAAAGAAAUUGAUUGCACAGGAUUAUUGCACUUGUACAUCAAUAGCAAAUUUCUGCAGGGAAAAAUUCAGUGUAAAAUAACGGGACAAGACGUUUUUACAAAGACAAGGUCUGCAAGGAACACCAUCUACCAUUCUAAUAGCAUGGAAAUGGAGGAUAUUGAAGUUGAUGAGCAUAUUGACAACAUGAUUGCUGUUCUAGAAGAUGGGAAAGAGCUUCUCCACAGACAAGAAUCACAAGAUGCAGUUAUAAAAUUAAAAGAACUCAAGAAUUCUUCUAUUGUUAUAUCUGCUCAAGAUGAAGCCCUGGUCAUAAAGGAAGCAUAUAUUGAACUGGAUCAGAGGAUAAAUGACCUUAAUGAAACAAUUCAGAAAGGAAAAGAAGCUAUCACACAGAAAGAAAAGGAAGCUUUGCAAGCAGUUCAAAAGAUCAAAGAACAAUUGGAAAAUAGAGAAAAGGAAGUUUUAGAUAAUAUUUUGAAACAUGAGGCAGAGACGUGUGCCGUUAUUGAAAAGCAGAGGGAAGUCGCAAUUGAAGACAUUACAGCAUCCGUGAAGCAACUGGAAGACUCGGCUUAUACCCAAGCCAAGAAAGAUUUCCAAAAGAGGCUCGUAGAGAUGUACCUCGAAAAUGUUGUCAAAGUAUCCCCAGUAUUGCUUCAACCUGAAAGGACCGAUACUGUUAUCAGUCAGUUGUAUGUGGAUCCAUAUUUGGAAAUAGAACCAAGAGAGAAAGAUAAUACACAAGAGAAAACAAAAGUUUCAUCAUAUACGGAAAUAUUCGAAAAGGACGGCAAACCACUGAAAUUGAUAUACCUGAUCGGUGAAGCUGGGUCUGGUAAAAGUACAUUCUGUAUAGACAUGAUCCACAAAUGGUGCCUCGCGCAUUCUGAACAAUGUACGCAAGAAUCAGAAAACGUACAGUUUAUGAAAAAGUUCAAGUUUUUAUUUUACAUAUACCUCCGCCAAACCCCAGCUUUUAAAACUAUCCCAUCUUGUUUAAAUUAUGAAAAUGGAAUUGAACCUUUUCAAACCAACUUGACAGGAGCUUCUGUGCCUACCCUGUCUCGUUGA
This is a messenger RNA of Mercenaria mercenaria, 1822 nucleotides long. RefSeq lists its product as uncharacterized. The record is from RefSeq and is a predicted model, not a curated record. Bases 281 to 1822 code for a protein of 513 amino acids. The transcript is spliced from 5 exons. Lineage: Eukaryota; Metazoa; Mollusca; Bivalvia; Venerida; Veneridae.